CUUGCCCAGUCACUUCAUUCCAACUUCCAGUUAGUAAACACGCUUCGAACAGCGUGGGACAUAUUAUCUUAUCAGCAGCGAUAAAGUAAUGUUAGGAACGUUUUUUGUUUCAUAAAUUGUUUUUAGGCAAAGCGCUGCAAUGAUCAGGAGUUUCGCAGCUGACGGAUUGAAGCGGUUUGCAUCGAUCAGGUGCUUUUCUUCGACUCCGGAUUUUACAAAAAACAACUACAAUGUGCAGCGGGGCGGUUAUCAGUCCUUGGAAGAAGACCACAUCAAGUAUUUCCAAACGCUUCUUGGUGAAAAUCGAUUGGUUAUGGAUUUAUCCGAUUUGGAGCAAUACAACGUCGACUGGUUCAAGCACUACAGAGGUAACAGUAAACUAGUUUUAAAACCCAAAACCACCGAGGAAGUUUCGAAGAUUUUAUCGUAUUGCAAUAAAAAUAAAUUGGCCGUGUGUCCGCAGGGUGGAAACACCGGAGUUGUCGGAGGGCAGGUGCCUGUUUUCGAUGAGAUCAUCAUAUCUAUGGCAUUGAUGAACCAAAUUGAAAGCGUCGACGAACAUUUAGGCGUUUUGGUGUGCCAAUCCGGCUGUAUUUUGGAAAAUCUUGAUAAUGAGCUAGAGAAGAAAGGCUUUAUGAUGCCUUUAGAUUUGGGUGCUAAAGGUUCCUGUCACAUUGGAGGAAAUGUAUCCACAAAUGCCGGAGGCUUGAGGUUACUGCGCUACGGAAAUAUGCACGGAAAUGUGUUAGGUCUGGAAGCGGUUAAGGCUAAUGGCGAAAUUAUCGAUCUUAUGAGUUCCUUAAAGAAAGACAAUACGGGUUUUCAUUUGAAGCACCUAUUUAUUGGUAGCGAGGGUACUUUGGGCGUAGUCACGAAAGUUGCGAUCCAAUGCGCAGUCAGACCCAAAUCCAUAAAUUUGGCCUUUCUGGGUUUGCAAUCAUUUCCCAAAGUCCUUAAAACCUUCAUGCAGGCUAAACAGGACCUGGGAGAGAUUCUGUCAGCGAUGGAGGUUAUGGAUAGCGCCACCAUGGACUUUGUUAAAGACAAGUUGAAAGUUGAAUCGCCAAUUGGCGAAUAUCCUUUUUAUUUAGUCAUCGAAACAUCAGGAAGUAAUGAUGAACACGAUGCAGAUAAAUUGCACAAGUUCCUAGAGACGACGUUGAUUAAACAUUUCGCUUUGAACGGAACCGUCGCAACCGAACCUUCCAAAGUCAAAGAAAUGUGGCAAAUUCGUGAAAGGAUACCAGAUUCGUUUGUUAAAGACGAUUACGUCUUUCUUUACGACGUAACUCUACCAAUUCCCGAUUACUUCACUUUAGUCGACGAUGUUAGAGAUCAUCUAGGAUCAAAAGGAAAAGUGUUUGGUUUUGGGCAUUUAGGUGAUGGAAAUCUGCAUAUCCAAGUUGCCGUUGAUAAGUAUACUCAUGAGAUUAAAGACUUCAUUGAAGAUUAUAUGUAUUCGCGAGUCGUCGAAUUGAAGGGAAGCAUCAGCGCUGAGCACGGCAUUGGUUUCGCAAAGAUCAAGUAUUUGGAGAAGAUAAAAGAUAAGAACGCGUUGAUCUUCAUGCGUCAAAUGAAAAGGUUGAUGGAUCCCAAUGGGAUUCUGAAUCCGUACAAGUUGAUUUUUGAGCAACAUUGAUAAUGUUUUAUUUAUUGACACUGCUUUAUCUAUAUAAUCUGUAUAAAUACUGGAUGUCUUUCGUGUGUUCCUCGAUGUUGUCGAUACCAUAUUUGACGGCGUCUAUCUUUCUCAAUUCUUCAAAUGAUAUUCUGUAGAGUUCUAGGAA
Molecule: messenger RNA, 1787 nt
Organism: Nicrophorus vespilloides
Lineage: Eukaryota; Metazoa; Arthropoda; Insecta; Coleoptera; Silphidae
Product: D-2-hydroxyglutarate dehydrogenase, mitochondrial-like
Exons: 6
Coding region: 140-1639 (499 amino acids)
Cellular component (GO): mitochondrion
Molecular function (GO): FAD binding; catalytic activity
Source: RefSeq, a predicted model, not a curated record